AUGACGACUCCAUCCGUCGCGUCUUCGGUCGACCAGGUGACCCGCCCCACGAUACCACUCAAGUCGAAAACGGUUGGAAAUUACAUAGGACUGAUCGGAAAGUUCGGACACCGUUGUUGGGAAGCAAAAGAGCCUCUACGAGACCUAUUUCACACUCAGAUCCGUCGCGAAAUCUUGCAACACCUCGACGGUUUGUUCGGAUCUGUGUCGACUCAAGACUCCAUCAUAGUUACUCUGUACAUGAUCGGCCUAAGAUCGAGCACCGCUGCACCUACCGUCCUAUUCGUCUCUGAGAACGAGAGCAAUCGUAAAGCUGCUCGCAAGCUGAUCAAAGAGUGCGGCAUUCUCAAGCAAUGCCGCGGCUGGAAGACUGCCCAAGCCCCAGUAGAUCCUGGUUGGGGUGCGCAAUUGGAACAGCUCGCCUCAGGCCAUGGAAUCAACAACACAGGUGGUGGCAGUGGUCCAGCAACCCAGGUUCUUUACGAUCCUUCGCGGCCCCUUCGAUCGCAAGGGAUGACUUUGUACAUUUCGCACCCUUCUGGUCUUCGCACAAUGACAGCAAACCUCAUACGACUACAUGGAAAGAUAGCCUAUCUCGCGCCUGCACACGCUUUCUUCGAUAGGAAAGACGAGUCAACACUGAAGUACGACGACUCUGUCGACGACUUUGAAAUCGACAGCGACGAUGAGUUGGAGACCAACUUGGCGGAUGACGACAUUAUUCAUUACCCUAAGACCGAGCUUGACGAUCUAGAGUCCGAUAAAUGGUCUUGUUCUGAUUACUCAGAAGAUUCUGACACCUUCUCCGCCAAAGAUAGUGGAAAUGAAGCAUUCUCACAAUCAAGCUUCGGAUCAUCGGAACUAACAAACAUUGCAGAUACGACCAACUACGGUAUUAUGGAUGGCGCAGCGUUGCAACAAGCAAGAACCAAACUUCAAGUGCCUAUCCAAGAUCUGAGUACUCCAGCCUCGAACUCCCUUGCACCCUUUGGUGUCUUGUCACGAUGGUCUACCGACAAAGAUUGGGCGCUUGUGGACGUGUCAACCGAUAGCGAUUCAUAUACCUCAGCUUUCUUUGACAUAAACCCAGAGGACUUAAGCAAGAUGCCGAUCGCAAGCUACAAUCCUGCGGGUGCAGCCAUAGUGACUCACACCGCGUCCAGUGGAGAAUUGACCGGCGUCAUGUCCAGUACGCCAGCUGACAUGUGCGUACCGCAAGGCAGUUCAUUCCAUGGAGUCUUCCCGGUCAGGCUGGACGGCCCCCUUGCAGACGGUGACUGCGGCUCGGCCGUUGUUGAUGCCAUUACCGGCGAGCUUUAUGGUCAUAUUGUGGCCGGCUGUCGAACGACUGGCUUUGCCUAUGUGAUGGCUGCAUAUCAUGUCAUGCCAGAUCUAUACAAGGCUAUACAGACAUAUGAAUUAGGACCAUCCAGCACUGGCAGUACUGCUGACUGCUCUGUCGAAUCGCCAGGGUCCGUCAGUACAAUCACAACAGGCCCGAGUGCGCGUGCAAUCCGAUCACGUGCGCAACAAUCCCCGUGGGACUGCAACACGUUCAAACUUCAAACGCUGCAUAACAAUAUCGUUGACUUCUCAGCAAAUCCCGGAAAGCGAAGCUUGACAGAUGCUGCCCAGACUAGCCCAUACACUGCAUGCCCGUCACAUUCUUUUACUGAAGGUGGUAUCGAGCAGCGCAGAGGUAUGAUUGUGUCGUUGUUGGCCUCUGAAUACUCAUUACCGAUACCUACAUCUCAACGCAAUCCAUUCGACGUUGGCAGACCCGUACCUCCAAAGAAAACUUUUGAACUGGAACGCAAAUUGACGACCGCCGACCUCGACAACUCCUCCUUCCCAGAUGCCCCUGACAGCAGUAUCACACUUGCUCAGCCUCGUGUGACAAUACCAAUGUACGCUAUUUCGACGAUCGAGGCACUAGUCGUAAGCCCCUCCGCUGCACGCGAUCGCACGACAAAUGGAACGUGGUUCCAGGGUGAGAACCAUAAGGUAUCUAGUAGAGUCUCUUACUUACCAACCUCGUUGCGGUCGGGAUCCCGUCUCGUGAAUGACUCCUCUGGCUCGGGACCUAGAUGCAACAAGCAGAGCAACGAGCUCGAUUUGCGGAACACGACCAGAAAGACGUCGGCAACGCCCUUUCUCAGCCUUGAAGUAAUCCCUGCGCCUAUUAGAGGAAGCCAACCCAUCGAUGGUAUCGGACACCAAGACAGCUUCUUCGUGCAGCCCAGUCAUACACAGACUGCUCUCGAUCUAGUUUGGCAAUACACCGCUCAGGAUGAUGUUGAGUCGAUGGAGACUCCGGGUCAAGACGGUAUACAAUUAGCCGAGGACUGGAGAGAGAGCAUGCAGCACCACGGCUGGUGCAACAACGAGUCCAUGGACUUUGUUGACACGGCUGAUACGAUAUCGGAAAUGUCGCUGAACUUGGAUGACUUCGCCGGACAGACCGAUGCCGCCACGCCUGACUUGAAGACUUUGGCGUCGAACCCGAUCGAUUCUGUUGGCAGGAACAUCCAGCCAUGGUCGCCGUACGCUCCAAUGCCCAUGGCUGGCAGCAGUGUCAGCAGAACGUGA
Molecule: messenger RNA, 2589 nt
Organism: Macroventuria anomochaeta
Lineage: Eukaryota; Fungi; Ascomycota; Dothideomycetes; Pleosporales; Didymellaceae
Exons: 2
Coding region: 1-2589 (862 amino acids)
Source: RefSeq, a predicted model, not a curated record